Molecule: messenger RNA, 1822 nt
Organism: Austrofundulus limnaeus
Lineage: Eukaryota; Metazoa; Chordata; Actinopteri; Cyprinodontiformes; Rivulidae
Gene: eif2b3
Product: eukaryotic translation initiation factor 2B, subunit 3 gamma
Exons: 12
Coding region: 306-1670 (454 amino acids)
Biological process (GO): cytoplasmic translational initiation; biosynthetic process
Cellular component (GO): eukaryotic translation initiation factor 2B complex; guanyl-nucleotide exchange factor complex
Molecular function (GO): translation initiation factor activity; guanyl-nucleotide exchange factor activity
Source: RefSeq, a predicted model, not a curated record
CGGUUUUCGCUGAACACUCCCAGAUGUCAUCAUUUAUGCUAACUGUUAGCUUAUCUUUGCGCAGUUGUAGCAAAAAUAAAUAAGUAAUUUUAUUUUUCCCACCAACACUCUGCAGCUUAGCUGUUUUCUUUCCAAAAGACGUAUUCGGUUGAGUUUGAUCUGUCUUUAUUACCGCGGUCUCGUGCUUGUCGUUGUGCCAGUAGUUAGCCAAGUGCUAACUACAGUUACAUGCGACUGCCACCGCUGUCAUUUACAGGCAGCUGGAAUCGAGGAGACAAUAGCAGCAGUCGUUCCCUGCAAACAUCAUGGAGCUCCAGGCAGUGUUGAUGGCAGCUGGAGGUGGUUCCCGUAUGACUGAUCUAAUUUACAACACCCCUAAACCUUUGCUGCCUGUUGGCAACAAACCACUGAUGUGGUAUCCCCUGAACCUGCUGGAGAGAGUGGGCUUUGAAGAGGUCAUCGUGAUCACCACUAAGGAAGUGCAGAAGAUGAUGAGCUCAGACCCUAAAAUGAAGCUGGAUGUGAAGAUGAAGUUGGAUGUUGUUUGCAUUCAGGAAGAUGGUGACAUGGGUACUGCCGAUGCUCUCAGGCACAUUCAGCAGAAGAUUAAGAGCGACGUCCUAGUUGUGAGUUGUGAUCUAAUAACAGACGUGGCACUUCAUGAGGUUGUAGAUCUUUUCAGAGCCCACAACGCAACACUGGCCAUGUUAAUGAGCAAAGCCCAUGAAUUCACAGAGACAGUCCCAGGUCAGAAGGGCAAAAAAAAGACAGCUGAACAAAGGGAUUUUGUUGGUGUGGAUCCGUCAGGGAAGAGGCUGCUCUUUAUGGCCAAUGAAGCAGAUCUGGAAGAUGGACUCUCAAUUAGGAAGUCUAUUAUCAAGAAACAUCCCAGAAUGCACAUUAAAACAGGCCUGGUGGACGCUCAUCUCUACUGUCUGAAAAAAGAAGUUGUUGACUUUCUAGCAGAAAACAAGUCCAUUUCAUCAAUUCGUGGUGAGCUGGUGCCAUAUUUGGUGCGCAAGCAGUUUUCAAAGACAGCUAACCGUCAGAAAAUGAAAGAUGAGUCAGAGGAUCAAACCCAGAAAAAAAAUGACGACUCUACAAACCAAGAGCUCCUUAUCGCAUCACGGGACGAGUCUCUCCUCCAGCUGGCCCAGGAGCGCUCCUGUUGGAACGACCACCAUGGUGACAUGAGUGAGGCUUACCAUGGGGGGAAGCUGCGCUGCUAUGUUCACAUUUUGGACCAGGGCCUGUGCUACCGUGUUAACACUCUCGCUGCUUACAUAGAAGCAAAUCGGCUGGCUCCAAAGCUGUUUGAGGAGCCAGCAGUUCAUCCAUCUGCUGUCAUCUCUGAAAAAUGUCAGAUGGGAUCAGACAGUAUGAUCGGAGCUCUGUGCCAGAUAGCAGAUAAGACUUCCAUAAAAAGAUCCACUAUCGGGAACUCCACCACCGUGAAGGAGAAGGUCAAAGUCACCAACUCCAUCGUCAUGCAUGGGGUUACAAUUGAGGAAGGAUGUAACAUCCAGGGCAGUGUGAUCUGCAGUAAUGCAAUWAUCGGCAGAGGAGCAGACCUCAAAUACUGUUUGGUGGGAAAUGGACAAAGAAUCGAAUCAGAAGCUGAGCGGACGAAUGAGGUCAUCGUUGGAACAGAUCAGCUGAUGGAGAUCUAGCUUGUUCUUGAAGGAGUAAGCAUCACCUCAGUAACUGAUAUAACAACUUAUAACCCAGCUGACUGACCCGUCACAAGCCUGGGCGCUGCUUUACUGUUCUACUCUCAUGGGUUUUUUUUUCUUUUUAAUAAAGACAACCCGGCUUUAACUCA